Messenger RNA from Drosophila mauritiana, 4208 nucleotides. RefSeq lists its product as uncharacterized. The record is from RefSeq and is a predicted model, not a curated record. Bases 165 to 4136 code for a protein of 1323 amino acids. Lineage: Eukaryota; Metazoa; Arthropoda; Insecta; Diptera; Drosophilidae. The transcript has 8 exons.
CUGAUGGAUCCGAUUGUUCGGUUCUCAUUGCGCGAUUCAGUUGUUCCUCGUCGAUCGCGGCCCGCGGAAGUGUUCAUUUCACAAUCGCGCCCCACCGGAUUGUGACCCUUGAGUCUUCUGCUCACAUAGUAGCUGUGCAUAUAAUUGGAGUCGCGAGCGGAUAAAUGGAGAUCCGAGUGGGAGUGGGCGAUCUGCUGAAAAUGGGCACCAAGCUCAUUGGCCACAAGAUCGUCCAGUAUCGUCUUGGAACAAAGCAGACGAAGGUGGUCUGCACCAGGGAUGGCCAGGUGCGCGGACAUCGCCGAAGGACACUCUACGACGAGGAGAUGUACUUCGCCUUCGAGGGAAUCCCCUUCGCACAGCCGCCGGUGGGGGAGCUGCGCUUCCGAGCUCCUCAGCCACCACACCCCUGGUUGGGGGUUCGGGACUGCACCUAUCCGAGGGCCAAACCGAUACAAAAGCACUUCGUACUCAGCAUCGUCGAAGGCAGCGAGGAUUGCCUGUAUCUGAACGUAUAUUCCAAGCGCCUGAGGUCGGACAAGCCGCUGCCCGUGAUCGUGUGGAUCUAUGGCGGUGGAUUCCAGAUCGGCGAGGCUGGUCGAGAUUUAUACAGUCCAGACUACUUUAUGCAACAAGACGUCGUGGUUGUCACAUUCAAUUACAGGGUAGGCGCAUUGGGAUUCCUGAGUCUCGCGGAUCGCGAUUUGGAUGUGCCCGGAAAUGCUGGUCUCAAGGACCAAGUGAUGGCCCUUCGCUGGAUCAGUCAGAACAUAGCCCAAUUCAAUGGAGACCCCCAAAACAUAACCCUGGUGGGCGAGAGUGCGGGAGCAGCGUCCGUUCACGCAUUGAUGACCACCGAGCAAACCCGAGGGCUCUUCCACAAGGCCAUCAUGCAAUCGGGAUCCAUGUUCUGCGAGUGGGCCAAUGAGCCAAGCGGCAGGUGGGCAUACCGACUGGCCUGCCAAUUGGGAUACUCGGGCAGUGAGAACGAGAAGGAAGUGUUUCGAUUCCUUCAGAAAGCAUCCGCAUCCGAUAUGGCCGCACAGGGUAUUACUCUCGUCUCCCAAGAGGAGCGACGGCAGUACGUCCUGUUUCCCUUUACUCCCGUUGUGGAGCCCUAUAUCACCAGGGAUUGCGUUUUGCCCCGUUGCCACAGGGAGAUGCUGCCGGAGUCUUGGGGUAAUGAUCUGCCGCUGAUCCUGGGCGGCAACUCCUUUGAAGGCCUGUUCGCCUACCAGAGUACCCUGCACGACGAGGAGCACAUGCUGAGUGCCUUUGAGGUCCUAAUUCCUCGGGAGAUCAGGGGGAAGAGUACCCAAUCGCAUCUCAAGGAUCUGCUACGUCAGUUCAAGGUGGAUAACUUCGAGGAUGCGACUCGAGGGCGCAUGGAGUUCAAUGAGUGCCUGCACAUACUGUCCAUUAAGCACUUCUGGCACGGCAUUCAUCGCACUGUAUUGGCCCGCCUCAGCUACGCCCCCACUACGCCAACCUACCUGUACCGCUUCGAUGUGGACUCGCCCCAUUUCAAUCACUUCCGUCAGGUGAUGUGCGGAAAACACGUUCGCGGAGUUAGUCAUGCCGACGAUCUCUCCUACCUUUUCUAUCACAUUAUGGCCAACAAGGUGGAGAAGUCCUCGAUGGAGUACCAAACCAUACAGAGACUGGUGGGCAUGUGGGUGGCAUUCGCCCGGAACGACAAUCCCAACUGUCCACAGAUCGGCCCGACCACAUGGGAGGCACUAGAUGAGAAAGGUCCGCAGAUGUGUCUCAAUAUUGGAAAACAACUGGAGUUCAUUGUGCUGCCGGAGUCGAAACAGAAUCGGAUUUGGGAUAAACUAUACGAUAAAAACGACUUGUUUCCCAGGUUCUGGGCCAGCCGGAAUGCCCAAUUGUUAUCCGGACUCUCCACCCAUUCGCUGAGGGCACAUCCCGACUGCAUGAUAGCCUUGUGGAAGAGACCACGUGUUUGCUCCGUGGUCAUCAUCAUGUGGACAGAAGCCGAUCCUGCACUUUCUCCCAUCAAUGUGAUGUUGUUGGGGUCGCCAUUGAAGUGGGCGAUGUUCUGGUUUAUCCAACGCAGAGCCAUUACUUGGUCCUUGAGUCCCGCAUUGCCAGGAACAUCCAGCUUCGGGUCCUUUAAGCUGAGAAAUCCUGAAAGGAAGACAGGUUUUGACAUAAACGUUCAGGUGCAAACAAUCCUCACUGCCCUCGACAAUUCCCAGGAGCAUGUUCCUCUGCAUGGGCUUGGAUCGAUUGGUAGUGCAGUUGAGCACUCCUUGCCAGGGUUCCGGUGGCUGAGGAGCCUUGAAUCGGAGGUCACCCACGGGGGGCUUGGCGUACGGAAUGCCCUCGAAGGCAAAGUACGGCUCCUUGUCGUAGACCGUCUUCCUUUGGAGUCCGCGCACCUGUCCGUAUUUGGUGUCCAAUAUCACUGUGUGACCCGUGGAGAGCCGGUACUGUUGCACCUUGUGGCCCACCAACCUGUGGGAGAGAUUGUAUUAGAUCGGGGAUACUUGCAGGUGAACACGACCAGCGGACCGGUGCUCGGAAAACUGUGCACAGGUGUCUACGGCGAUGAGUACGUCAGCUUCGAGCGGAUUCCGUACGCGAAACCGCCGGUGGGGCCCCUCCGGUUCAUGGCCCCCCUGCCCGUGGAGCCCUGGAGCCAGCCCUUGGAUUGCACCCAGCCCGGCCAGAAGCCACUCCAAUUCAACCACUACUCAAAACAGCUGGAGGGCGUCGAGGAUUGCCUGUAUCUGAAUGUCUACGCCAAGGAGCUCGACUCACCAAAGCCAUUACCGCUGAUUGUGUUCUUUUUUGGCGGUGGUUUCGAAAAGGGCGACCCCACCAAGGAGCUGCAUAGUCCUGACUACUUCAUGAUGCGUGAUGUGGUCGUAGUCACAGUUUCCUAUCGCGUGGGUCCCCUGGGAUUCCUGAGCCUGGACGAUCCUGCCGUGGGAGUGCCCGGAAACGCUGGUCUGAAGGAUCAGCUGCUGGCAAUGGAAUGGAUCAAGGAAAACGCAGACAGAUUUAAUGGCGAUCCCAAGAACGUGACCGCUUUUGGUGAAAGCGCCGGAGCCGCAUCAGUCCACUACUUGAUGCUGAAUCCCAAGGCUGAGGGUCUGUUCCAGAAGGCCAUAUUGCAAUCGGGCAACGUGCUCUGCUCCUGGGCCCUCUGUACCAUCAAGAAUCUGCCCCAUCGGUUAGCGGUCAACCUGGGAAUGGAAAGUGCCGAGCACGUGACCGACGCCAUGGUCUUGGACUACCUGCAAAAAUUGCCGGGGGAGAAACUGGUUCGACCAUAUCUACUCAGCGCAGAGGAGCAUCUGGACGACUGCGUCUUUCAGUUUGGUCCUAUGGUGGAGCCAUAUAAAACGGAGCAUUGCGCGCUGCCCAAGCAUCCGCAUGAACUGCUGGACAAGGCCUGGGGAAAUAGGAUUCCGGUGCUGAUGAGCGGCACUUCCUUCGAGGGCUUGCUGAUGUACGCCCGCGUCCAAAUGGCUCCGUACUUGCUGACCAGCCUGAAAAAAGAACCCGAGCACAUGCUGCCACUGGAUGUGAAGCGGAAUCUGCCCCAGGCUCUAGCUCGACAUCUGGGCCAGCGACUGCAGGAGACCCACUUUGGCGGUAGCGAUCCUUCUUCCAUGUCGCCAGAGUCCUUAAAAGCGUACUGCGAGUACGCCAGCUAUAAAGUGUUUUGGCAUCCCAUUCUAAAAACGCUGAGAUCCCGUGUAAAGAGCUCCAGUGCAUCCACAUACCUAUAUCGAUUCGACUUUGACUCUCCCACGUUCAAUCACCAGCGCUUGAAGUACUGCGGGGACAAGUUGCGGGGCGUAGCCCACGUCGAUGAUCACUCCUACCUGUGGUUCGGCGACUUCUCCUGGAAGCUGGACAAGCACACGCCCGAGUUCCUCACCAUCGAGAGGAUGAUUGACAUGUUGACAAGCUUCGCGAGGACAUCGAAUCCUAAUUGCAAGCUCAUCCAGGAUCAGCUUCCGCGAGCCAAAGAAUGGAAGCCUCUCAACAGCAAAUCCGCUUUGGAGUGCCUUAACAUAUCGGAGAACAUAAAGAUGAUGGAGCUGCCGGAGCUGCAGAAGCUUAGGGUCUGGGAAAGUGUCUGCCAAUCAACGGGCUAGUCAAGAGUAUUAAGUGUCCUAGCAAUAUUUGUAGCUGAAAUCAAGCAAGUGAUUAAACAUUUUCAAAAUAUA